CCAACUGUCAAAAAUUUCUAGUAGUUCUAAGUACUUACAACCCCGACGGAAAUUGAGAAAAUUUGUUGUUUGUUUAGCAAAAUAAUUUAUACCUGUAUCUUUAUUUGUUUAUUACUUUGAUAAUAUAUAUUUUUAGUGACUAAUUAAAAUGACGUCUGCGUUGUAUCUGGAACAAUACUUGGAUAGUCUGGAACACCUACCAAUAGAGCUUCAACGAAAUUUCACCUUAAUGAGAGAUUUAGACACCAGAGCUCAAAAUGUAAUGAAAAACAUUGAUAAGAUGGCUGAUGAGUAUUUGGCAAAUGUAAAAUUGCUCUCAUCAGACAAGAAGAAAGAAAAAAUCAAUGAAAUUCAAGCUCAGUUUAAUAAAGCUAAAGAAUACGGUGAUGACAAAGUCCAGCUUGCUAUUCAAACCUACGAACUUGUUGAUAAGCAUAUCAGAAGAUUGGAUUCGGAUCUAGCAAGGUUUGAAUCAGAGAUCCAGGACAAAGCGUUAAGCAAUACCCGGAACCAAGAAGAAGCCGAUCCCAAAAAACGAGGUCGAAAGAAGCAAAAAGAAAGGGAGAAGAAGAAGCGUGUUGGUGCUGGGAGUAGUGGUGAAGAAGAUGGAGGCAAAACCGUCAGGAAAAAGGCCAAGAAAGGUGGUGGCAAGAACAGCAGUGGGCCGGCUAAAGGAGCGUCGGCCAGUACCAGUGUGGUGGGGGGUGAGACUGGCCUGGCUGCAGUGUUGCCUGGACUGGCUGGUAUUACACACACGGCUGAUGUGCUUGACAUGCCUGUAGACCCUAACGAGCCGACUUAUUGUCUCUGUCACCAGGUGUCGUACGGAGAGAUGAUUGGCUGCGACAAUCCUGACUGCCCCAUCGAGUGGUUCCACUUCGCUUGUGUCGGUCUCACAACCAAGCCAAAAGGAAAAUGGUUCUGUCCCAAGUGUCUAGCUGACAAGAAGAAGAAAUAAGCCAUCCAACAUGUAAACAUACCUUUGGUAUUAGAAAGGUUAAUAGACAACAAGACAACUAUAAUUGGUUGGUGCCUGUUAAAAUUCAGAUAGGUACCAUGCUAAGCUAACUAUCUAAAUCAAGAUUUUAUGACUUAAAUUGCUAUAUUUGCAAUUUCACAUAUUUUCAAGUAGUUUGACUUUCAUCAAGAGCGUUUUCUUAUGACUGAUUAUUCUUAAUGUGUUUUUAGUACAGUAGAGUCUCGGUUAUCCAACCUUCCAAGGCAAUCAUCUGUCAUGAUGUCAUCUUGAACAUCUGCGAUUACGACACAAUUAUCAAUAUGUCCCACGCUCGCGGUGCGAUCAACACAUCCCGCGGUCAGAGUGCCAGUGUGAAGAUCUUCUGUGAUCUCAGCGCCAUAGUCAACAUGCCUAACAAUCAUGGCACCAUUGUCAACAUGUCUCCCGGUCACGGCGUCAUCUUAAACAACUCCUGCAAUCUAUGUCCCAAUUGUCAACAUAUCCAACGCUUAUGGAGCAAUCGUCAACAUAUUCCACAGUCACAGCACUGUUUUAAUCGUAUGUCUUGUGGUCACGGCGCCAUCUUGAAAAUCUUCUGCGAUCAAGUCACAAUAAAUUGUCAACAUGUCCAAUGCUUGCGGCGCGAUCGUCAACUCAUCCUGCAGUCACAGCGCCAACACGAAUGUGGUAUUUUUCUAACUAAUAAUCGAGACUUAGUGUUUUGACAAAAUCAUCCUUGUAUAUAAUACCGGUACGUGAAGGCGAUUUCUACGACACUACUCCUCCAUUAAUAAUGGACAAACUUUUACAAACGAUGUGUCAAAAUAAAGUAUUUUUUGUGUAGACACCCCCUUUCACCAAUUCCUGAAACAAAAGUCCUCGGGCUUUUCCCCACAGGCCAUCAAAAUCCCAAUGUAUUUCUUAUGAAGAAAAGGGGUGUUUACUUAAACAGAUGGAUAAUUUGUAUUAAUUACAGCUGUUCAUAGUAAACACAUGAUAGAUGGAGUGGAGUGAUUGACUGAUUGAUUACCGUACAUUAUCUUUGAUUUGACUCUUUUAAGUCAUCGGAAAUUAUGACUAUUGGUUUUGAAAUAACGCCUGUAAUACUUUGCAAUUGCUCGAAUUCGAGCAAAAGGUGCACUAGUACCUUAAAAGUGCUAACUCCAAAAUAGAGCACUACCAUCGCCUGUUGUUUAAAGGCUAAUAAAUAAUAUCUUUGGUCAUUUUUAAGAUUGUUUUCCAAAUGUUUUGUUCAAAGCUUAAUACGAGGGGAUCAUCAUCUAAUUGUAUUAGUAGAAAAAUUAGCAAAGUUUACUUGUGUUAAAAGCUGAUUUAUAAGUUAUAGAUCAUUAUUUAUAAGUUACUGAUCAUUUAUAAGUUACUGAUGAUUUAUAAGUUUGUUUUGUAUCUUAAUCAUUUAGUCAAUUUAAUCAUUUUUAAUUUUUAUAAUGAAUUUUUAGAUGAUCUGAAUCAUAUUUGCAUUUUAACCCUUUAUUAAUAAAAUGAAUAGGCCACAGUAGCACCAACAGAGUAACAUAACCGAGCUUAACGCUUUAGGCUCAACAAGAAGACUGGCUCGUUUAUUAAGGUCCAAAUAAUCACAAGUUAUGGUUUAUCACAAUCUAGUAAAAAUAUAAGUUCAAGGUGACUUAACUUGUUAGGUUUAGUUUUAAUGUGAAACUUUAAUUGAUAUUAAUAUCUAGUAUUAGUCGAAAUUUGUAAAUAUUGUACAUAAUAAAACCAAUAUUUAUUUUGUUAUUUUUGUGUGACUUGUCUCAGAACGAUUGACUAAAGAUUCUCUUUACCUGUGUUCCAAGGGGGUUUCUUAACUGCUUCAAUUAAUGAAAGUCCUCACUAAUAUCUUUGACUAUCAAUACAACAGUAUCCAAUAGUCAAUGCUAAUAUUUAAACGUGAAGGUGCUGCAUAGAGGUUUUUGUGAAAGUACUGAGUUAAGGUUUAAAUUAUGGGAAAGACAAUUAAUUUAUUUUACAUAGUAUCUUCAUAAAAUGUUUGUUGACAGUACCUACAACCCUCAAAGACUUGAAUAAACUAGAUGAACUCAGGUCUUUAAAAACCUGAUCAUAUAAAACAUAGUUAUCUGAGGCAAGUAGAUAUUGUUAUUUGUUAUGAAAUAUCACAACAACAGUUCAAAUGAAUGUGUUUUUUACGAGCUCUGUUAAGUGUAAACACUUUUUAUAAGUAAAUAAAUACGUUCAUCUUAA
This is a messenger RNA of Macrosteles quadrilineatus (aster leafhopper), 3181 nucleotides long. RefSeq names its product inhibitor of growth protein 4 (gene Ing5). The transcript has 6 exons. Bases 149 to 958 code for a protein of 269 amino acids. Gene Ontology annotation, biological process: regulation of DNA-templated transcription. Gene Ontology annotation, cellular component: nucleus. The record is from RefSeq and is a predicted model, not a curated record. NCBI's taxonomy places the organism in Eukaryota, Metazoa, Arthropoda, Insecta, Hemiptera, Cicadellidae.